Nerophis lumbriciformis (worm pipefish) is the source of this 1854-nucleotide messenger RNA. The record is from RefSeq and is a predicted model, not a curated record. Lineage: Eukaryota; Metazoa; Chordata; Actinopteri; Syngnathiformes; Syngnathidae.
AUGGCAAAGCCUCUAUUCCUGGUAGCGUCUCUUCUAGUUUUAGGAAAUGUUUCAUUCAUCCAUGCCGGGUUUCCGCCAAGCCUCAUCGUCGAUAUGGUAAAAAUUGUCUUAGACAAUUACUGCUCGCCAGAGAAGCUGGCAGGACUGAAGGAAGCCAUCGCAGCAGCGGGCAGUAAUACGGCGAUCCUCAAUAUUCCAGAUGGUGAGUCUUUGUCGAGAGUCCUUAGCGCCGGACUCCAGACUACAAUCAAUGACCCACGCUUGAAGCUCUCGUAUGAGCCAGCCUUCGUCCCCGUGGUUGCCCCGCAGAUGCCUGCCCUGCCCCCUGAGCAACUUGUCGCCAUGCUCCAGAACGCAAUCAAGUUGGACAUAUUGGAGGGCAACAUAGGGUACAUGAGGAUCGACCAUAUCCUCGGGGAGGCGGCCGCAGACAAGGUCGGCCCGAUGCUUGUAGACUUAGUCUGGAACAAAGUCCUGCCCACAUCAGCUCUAAUCUUUGAUUUGCGUUACACGAGCAGCGGGGACGUCACAGGACUUUCCUACAUUGUCUCGUACUUCACCGCAGCAGAGUCUGUGAUUCAUAUCGACAGCGUGUAUGACCGUCCGUCAAAUACUACCACUAAACUGAUGUCAAUGCCCACGCUUUUGGGUGAACGAUAUGGCACAACUAAACCUCUCAUUAUCCUUACAAGCAAGAACACUAAGGGCAUUGCUGAAGAUGUCGCCUACUGCCUCAAGAACCUGAAGCGGGCUUCCAUUGUUGGAGAGAAGACCGCCGGGGGCUCAGUCAAAAUAGAUCAAUUUAGAGUGGGUGACACAGACUUCUAUGUUACUUUGCCGACAGCAAAAUCCAUAAACCCCAUCACUGGUUCGUCCUGGGAGCAAACAGGCGUCACCCCCGAUGUUAAAGUCAAUGCAGAGGAUGCCCUCGCUACAGCCAUCAAGAUACUUGAACUCCGCGCCCAAGUACCUGCCAUCAUUGAGGGUUCAGCAGCCCUUAUCGCUGACAACUACGCCUUUGAGAAGACAGCUGCGGAUACUGCAGCAAAAUUGAAAGGUCUGCUUGAGAAUGGCGAAUACAGCAUGGUUGUUUCGAAGAGUGGCCUUGAAGAGAAACUGACUGCAGACCUGAAAACCCUGUCAGGAGACAAGAACCUGAAGACUACAGCUAACACCCCCGUCCCGCCACCAGUUAAUUAUACUCCAGAGAUGUUCAUUGAGCUGAUCAAAGUCUCCUUCCAAACGGACGUCUUUGAGAACAACAUCGGCUACCUGCGGUUUGACAUGUUCGGAGACUUCGAGGAGGUCAAGGCCAUUGCCCAGAUUAUUGUGGAACAUGUGUGGAACAAAGUUGUCAACACUGAUGCAAUGAUUGUUGACCUCAGGAACAACCUCGGUGGGCCCACAACAGCGAUCGCUGGUUUCUGCUCUUACUUCUUUGAUGCCGACAAGCAGAUUGUACUGGACAAGCUGACCGACAGACAGUCUGGCACCUCAACAGAACUCCAGACACUGCCUGAGCUCACGGGUACAAGGUACGGAUCCAAGAAGAGUCUGAUCAUCCUGACCAGCGGAGCAACAGCUGGGGCAGCAGAGGAGUUCGUCUUCAUCAUGAAGAGGCUGGGGCGCGCAAUGAUAGUGGGAGAGACCACUUUCGGGGGAUCUCACCCACCUAAGACCUUCCAAGUUGGUGACAGCGACAUCUUCCUCAGUAUCCCCACAGUUCACUCAGACAAUAGCAUGGCGCCAUCCUGGGAAAAAAGUGGAAUUGCACCCCACAUCCCCGUCGCGGCGGCGGCAGCCCUUGAAACAGCAAAGGGCAUUUUUAACAAGCACUUGGCCGGUCAGAAGUGA